GACCAGGUUCGGUUAGAGCUCAUCUUCUUCUCGUUGAAUCCCUGAACUUAAAGUUGUGGCACCAUGGAGAGAAUGGGAAAUCCUAGGCAGGGAAGACGCUGUUGAGUAUGCCAAGAAGCAUGACGUUCCUGUCUAUUUACAGCAGGGACAGGAAACCUCUGGCACCUUAGUCAUGAGGGUGAUAUAUUGGAAGAUCUAGCAAACGAGCGGAAGAAACAUAUGUACAUGAUGAGUGCAGAUCCCGAAGAUGCUCGUGAUCAGCCUGCUUUCUUUCUCUAAAGUUUUGUUUGAUAGAUUGAGAUCGGGACAGAAUGUGGACUCCUCGUGGCACUCAACGGGAAAGGCUCUCUUUCUCUCUCCUGCUGGCUGCUACCCUCCUCUCUGAGCUAAACACAAUAGGACGAAUCAACAUGGUGGAGAAUCGUUUGGUUGGGAUGAAAUCAGGAGGUGUAUAUGAGACCCCAGGAGGCACCAUCCUCUUUGGAGCUGUACAAGAACUAGAGUCCCUCACUCUAGACAGAGAGAGCAUUCAGUUGAAAGACUCAUUAGCACUGAAACACCAGGAGGCACCAUCCUCGUUACAAUUUUCUCAUCGGCCUUGCAGCUCCAAGUCAAUCUGCAGCUAGUUACAAGAUACAGAGAGAAUAUAUAUAUGUUAAAACUAUCUUUGAUGGGAGCAUAACACUAAACACUUUGUGUGAAAAAACCAUGAGAAAUUGAAUAAUGUGCCACCAAAUUAUUAUUAUUUUUUAUUAAUUUAUAUAAUAACUGUUUACUUGUAUUCUCUGAUGUUCGAGUCUAAUGAAACUACUAUUGAAUCUUUAAUAGGUUCUCUCCUCUUUCCGUCUCCUCUUUGUUUUUAUUGUAAUAUAGUUAUCGAUCUUAGGAUCGAUGUCGAUGUUUUCUUCCGAAUAGCGGAUAAUAAAUUUUGCAUAGGUGAUUUUGUUUUGGUUUUCAAACCAAAUUAGGAUCUGUUCUUCAAGUUUAUUUUCCGGUUUGGUUUGAAUUUUAAUAAAAUCCCGAUCAUGUUUUGAUCGGUUUUAUCUUUUACCUUCCACUCCGUUUUAAUUCUAAUCCCGUUGAUUUCUAAGCAGAAACCUUUUUCACGGUUCACUUCAAUCCCUUUCACAGAGAAUCAGUCUUUACCAAAAAAAAAAUAGCCUUUAAUUGGCGUAAGGGUGAAGCAUCUCUUCUUGAAGGAUGAUUGAAUUUGAUGGAUUCCUGAAGUCGAUUAUGAGAUAGAUUCAGAAGAGUCGGCGUUACUUUGACGGUCCGGCAAAAGGUCUUCUCUCGAUCGAACUUUUGUUUUCUCCGGCGUAAAUUACGGUGGAUCAAAAGGCCUCUCUGGUUUAAGCAAUCAAGGUUAAGGUGGGAGGUAUAUCAAGGGUACAAGGUUGAGUGGAGUCAAGAUCGUGGUAGAGCCAAGCUUGUGGUGGAUUAUCGGAAAAGCAUCUCCGGUUGGUUUGCGUCUUCGUCGGAGGUGAGAAAAAGCUUGGUGUCCCCCCUUUACUCAGAUGAAUGCCACGUAGCAAGCCUUUUCUACAUGACUGACACGUUUGUAUUCGGAACUGAUAUUUUUGAUAAAAUUUCGGUUAUGUAGUUGGGCCAGGAUUAAUUUUGUAACUUAGCCUUUGUACUUGAUUAGCCCACCAGGCUUAUAAAAUUGAAGUUGACAAAAAAAAAGAAUCUUUAAUCACUAAAUAAAGUGUUUAAUUAGUUGCAUAGACAAGUAUUUUUCAAUUGGGGUCAAACAGAGUUUAUUAGAGGAUGGAAUCAGAAGCUUGGUCAUUGUCGUACUGAGAUUAUUAAACUAACUGGAAAAGAAGGAACCAAACAAACUCGGCUGCCUGUAUAGUUGAGAUCCGUGGUCAGUUGGAUCAAUCUAUGAGAGAUAAUACUAUGUCAACUGAAUAUAUUCAUGAGCUCUGUGGUGUAAAAAUGAAGCAAUAAGAAACAAGAUGGUGGGUUAAGGUCUCAAGACAAUGGAGAUACCACUACAAGGGACAAACAUGCAUGGUUGGUUAAGGUCUCAAGACAAUGGAGAUGCCACUACAAGGGACAAGCAUGCAUGGUGGGUUAAGGUCUCAAAACAAUGGGUUAUUAGUUUAUCAUAUCUCAUCUACCAUUUACCAUACUUGUAACCACUAUAUAUAUGAGAUGUUCUCAUAAGCAAAUCAAUCAAGUGAAUAAGAUUAUCUUUCUUUACUCUCUCUCUCUCUUGUUCUUCACUAUGUUCUUUAAUUUCUAACAUGGUAUCAGAGCAUCAAAGCUCUUGAACACCAAACUGCUUCCGCAAAUCUAUUCUAUUCACCUUACUCUUUCACUUGUUUGGUUUACUUUCUUCAGAAUCUCUUUCAUUUUCUUUUACCCAAUAGCAAGCAAAGAUGGAGCAACACCAGCUAGUGAGGAUUCCAGUCACCAUGAAGGGUCCUAACUACAUUACUUGGUCGAGAUUGACCAGGACAGCUCUUGGAGGAAGAGGUCUAUGGGAGCACAUCACCACAAGUGAGGCCCCAAGACAAAUCACCCAAGGAGAAGAUGGCAAGGAGGUUGUAGUGGUAGAUGAAGGCAAAUGGGGUCAGGAGGAUCUCAUGGUGCUGUCUAUCUUGCAAGGCUCACUUGAUACUCCUAUCAUGGAGUCUUACUCACACUGUGAGACUGCAAAGAAGCUAUGGGAUACCUUAUACAAGGUAUAUGGCAACACUUCAAACCUCACCAGAAUAUUUGAGGUUAAGAGGGCAAUCAACAACUUGCAGCAAGAGGAGAUGGACUUCACCAAACACCUUGGAAAGUACAGCCAGUUGUGGUCUGAACUUGAGAUGCUGAGACCAAGUACCACUGAUCCUAGUACACUAGAAGAGAGGCGUGAGCAAGACAAGGUCUUUGGAUUGCUUCUCACACUCAACCCAAGCUUCAAUGAUGUACUUAAACACAUAUUGAGAGCUAAAGAGCUUCCAAGCUAUGAUGAUGUGUGUGCUCAACUUUGGAAGGAGCUAGGCUCAGAUGGUCUCUUUGGUGGAAAAGAGGAGCUGUCUAUGGCAAACAAAGCUGAGAAGAUGGAGAGUGCUUCAGGCAACAAAGCACACUUCAAAUCAAGAAGAGGAGGAGACAAGUCUGUGACUUGUGAGCACUGCAAGAAUCUAGGCCACUCAAAACCAAUUGUUGGAUCCUCCAUCCUCACCUCAGACCUGCUUCAACCAACAGAUACAACCAGGCCAAAGCACAUGAAGCAAGAGCUCACGAAACCACAAUAUCAGGCUCCAUGCACAUAGGAGAAGAUGGAAGAGCUAUGAUCUCAACCACCCACACUGGUGGAUCCACAUCCCAUGCCAUGUCUCAGCCAUCCCCUGAUGAUGCCUUCAUCCGCAAGUCAGACAUUGAAGCGCUUAUCAAGGCUAUCAAUGCAAACUCUGGUAACAUCAGUGUCAAUGCUUUAAAUUCUAUUCACAGUGCUUCACAUACUACUAGACCUUUGAUCAUUGAUUCUGGAGCUUCUCAUCAUAUGAUUAGGGAUGCUAGACUGAUUAGUGAUGUUAAACCUGCUCUAGGGAGUGUAGUGAUUGCUAAUGGUGAUAGAAUUCCAAUUGAAGGAGUAGGAAACUUGAAACUGUUUGAUAAGGAGUCUCAAGCUUUUUAUAUGCCUACUUUCACAUCCAACUUAUUAUCUGUCAAGAGAGCAACCAAUGAUUUAAAUUGCAAUGUUAUUUUCAGUCCUAAUGAUGUGUGCUUUCAGGAUAUUAAGACCAGGAAGAUGCUGGGAAAGGGUGUGAGCAAGGGAGAGCUUUACUUGCUUGAAAACACCAAGCUUUCAGAUUUAUCUUGUGCUUUCAAUUCUGCUUCUGUGUUAGCUAGUGAUGUUUUAUGGCAUGCUAGAUUAGGUCAUCCUCAUUCUCGUGCAUUAGGAUUGAUG
Brassica napus (rape) is the source of this 3910-nucleotide messenger RNA. RefSeq lists its product as uncharacterized. NCBI's taxonomy places the organism in Eukaryota, Viridiplantae, Streptophyta, Magnoliopsida, Brassicales, Brassicaceae. The transcript is spliced from 3 exons. The coding region runs from base 2385 to 3272 and encodes 295 amino acids. The record is from RefSeq and is a predicted model, not a curated record.